This is a messenger RNA of Ochotona princeps (American pika), 3706 nucleotides long. RefSeq names its product heterogeneous nuclear ribonucleoprotein L like (gene HNRNPLL). Gene Ontology annotation, cellular component: nucleus. Gene Ontology annotation, molecular function: mRNA binding. Gene Ontology annotation, biological process: regulation of RNA splicing; mRNA processing. NCBI's taxonomy places the organism in Eukaryota, Metazoa, Chordata, Mammalia, Lagomorpha, Ochotonidae. The record is from RefSeq and is a predicted model, not a curated record. Bases 493 to 2145 code for a protein of 550 amino acids. The transcript is spliced from 13 exons.
CCAAUAGGGAACGGGGAUCCGGGCUUGGCGGGUCGGCGGAGGAGGGGGGCACUUCCCUGGGGCUUGCGGCUGGAUUUGAUCCGGCGCGGCGGCCGCCAAGGCGGGGGCGGAGACUCGGCCUGGGCGGCGGAGAGCGGCUCAGGGGGAGGAGGGACGACCGGAAACCACGGUUGCGUUCCCAUCCUUAGAUUCGCUCCCCGGGGCUGGGAGCGGGGACUGAGGAGGAGGAGGAGAAGGAGGGAGAGGGCUUGAAUGUUGGCUCGGUAAUAAAGGGGAGCGGCCGCUCCGGAGCCUCCCCCUGGGGCGCUCCCCUCAGUCCGCCGGUUCUCCUCAGCCACCCCGGCUCCUGGGAGCGCGCCCCAGCGGACGGCCGGGCCGCUCAGCCCACGGCAGGGACUGGCCGGCGGCAUCCGAGGCCCGUGUCCCACACCGCCUGCCUGCCCGGCCGCCCGGCCGCCCGCCCGCCGCCCGUCAGUCCCUCCGGCCGCCGCCAUGUCCUCCUCCUCCUCCUCCUCCUCCCCCAGGGAGACAUUUGAGGAGGAUCGAGAGUACGAGAGCCAGGCCAAGCGCCGCAAGACCGAGGAGGGGGAGAUCGAGUACUCGGCCGAGGAGGGCGAGACCCGCCGGGAAGCGACGCCCCGGAGCGGGGGCGAUGGCGGCGGCGGCAGCAACAGCAACAGCGGCGGCCGGAGCUUCUCCCAGACGGAUGCAGGUGGAAGUCAUCAUAAGGUCUCUGUGUCACCUGUUGUCCACGUUCGAGGACUCUGUGAAUCUGUGGUGGAAGCCGACCUCGUGGAGGCUCUGGACAAAUUUGGGACAAUAUGCUAUGUGAUGAUGAUGCCAUUUAAACGGCAGGCUCUAGUGGAAUUUGAAAACAUAGAUAGUGCCAAAGAAUGUGUGACAUUUGCUGCGGACGAACCUGUGUACAUUGCUGGGCAACAGGCUUUUUUCAACUAUUCUACAAGCAAAAGAAUCACUCGACCAGGAAAUACUGAUGAUCCCUCAGGAGGCAACAAAGUCCUUUUGCUGUCCAUUCAGAAUCCUCUCUACCCAAUUACAGUGGAUGUGUUGUACACUGUUUGCAACCCUGUUGGAAAAGUGCAACGCAUUGUUAUAUUCAAGAGAAAUGGGAUACAAGCAAUGCUUAUGUUUGAAUCAGUGCUUUGUGCCCAGAAAGCUAAAGCAGCACUCAAUGGGGCAGAUAUAUAUGCUGGAUGUUGCACACUAAAAAUUGAAUAUGCAAGGCCAACUCGUCUAAAUGUUAUUAGAAAUGACAAUGACAGUUGGGACUACACUAAACCAUAUUUGGGAAGACGAGAUAGAGGAAAGGGUCGCCAGAGACAAGCCAUUUUGGGAGAACACCCUUCUUCGUUUAGACAUGAUGGCUAUGGGUCCCAUGGUCCAUUAUUGCCUUUACCAAGUCGUUACAGAAUGGGCUCUCGAGACACACCUGAGCUUGUUGCCUAUCCGUUACCGCAGGCUUCUUCCUCUUACAUGCAUGGAGGAAAUCCCUCUGGUUCAGUUGUAAUGGUUAGUGGUUUACAUCAACUGAAAAUGAAUUGUUCAAGAGUCUUCAACCUUUUCUGCCUAUAUGGAAAUAUUGAAAAGGUAAAAUUUAUGAAGACCAUUCCUGGUACAGCACUGGUAGAAAUGGGUGAUGAAUAUGCUGUGGAAAGAGCCGUCACUCAUCUUAAUAAUGUGAAAUUAUUUGGAAAGAGGCUUAAUGUUUGUGUGUCUAAACAACAUUCAGUUGUUCCAAGUCAAAUAUUUGAGCUGGAGGAUGGUACAAGUAGCUACAAAGAUUUUGCAAUGAGCAAAAAUAAUCGCUUUACGAGUGCUGGCCAAGCAUCUAAGAAUAUAAUUCAGCCACCCUCAUGUGUGUUGCAUUAUUAUAAUGUUCCAUUGUGUGUCACAGAAGAGACCUUCACAAAGUUGUGUAAUGACCAUGAAGUUCUUACAUUUAUCAAAUAUAAAGUAUUUGAUGCAAAACCUUCUGCCAAGACACUUUCUGGACUAUUAGAAUGGGAAUGCAAAACCGAUGCAGUAGAAGCUCUUACAGCACUUAACCACUACCAGAUCAGAGUCCCAAAUGGUUCCAAUCCCUACACAUUGAAGCUUUGCUUUUCUACAUCAUCCCAUUUAUAAGAAGAGCAUGUUAGAAUUUAGGUUCAACUUUAUUACACUUUUAAAACUACAUUUCAUUAAAGUAAUCUAAAAUGGUUGAUCUCAUGUUGCCUUGCUUACUUUAAGAUCCUGUUCUGUAAUAAACAUAUUUUGCCUUGAGUAAAUUUGUUGUAAACUUAAAUAUUGUUUUCAUUUUAAGAUAUAAUAUAAUGUAGACUACAGCCUCACUGUAGAUUAUGCAAAUAUAUGAUUUCUAACCUUAUUACUAUAAUUUUUCACAGUAAAAAUAUAUUUGCAUUCUUAAUGCUAAGUAUCUGCAAGUAUUUUUCCAUUGUGUAUGAAACUAAUGCAGGUGAAAGUAUUGCAUUUUAAUAUUAUAGAAUUCCUAUUAUAUGUUUAGAUGUUUAAGUAUCUUGCAGUUACUCAUAUUAAACCUAAGUUGUAUUUAUUAUUUUAAUCAAGUUUGAGAAUAACAUUGCACAUGUUGAACUUUAAGUACUACAGAUUUAGCUGAUUUUAUAUUUCUGAAAGGCUAACAGACAUGUGGAUACACUUGUACAGUAUGCACUCAGACUUAUUUAAAUUGGUGUAUUUUUUCAAGUCAUUGUCCAUUUGUAUUGAUAUGCUUCUGUUCCUAGUUCCAGUUUGAAGAUUUUAUAAAGUUACAACAAUGAGUUAAUGCGUUCAUCUUCAUUUGUUGCAUGUGAUUUAAUCUCAAAAACAUCUAGUAUUUGACAUUGAGAUUUUAAUAGAGGUUACAAUGAAUAAUUUCUCUUCUAUAUAACAAUCAGGGGUCCAUGGAUGGGCUUUAGAGUCUAUGGACCCCCUAAAAUUGUGUGUAGAAUUUUGGGUAUUUGCAUUUUUAUUUUUUACUCUUGGAUCCAUGAGUAAUAUAUGUAUUUUUCUAUAUGGUAUAAGAUUUAAGGAUCUAAUUUUGUUUUUAAUCUAAGCAGAUAACUAUUUGUCUCAAUACCAAUUAUUAAACAUUUGUUUUCCCACUUUUUUUUUUAAUAUAUCCCAUAUAUAAGGAAAUAUGAUUUAAGGAGUAAAUGUAGUCUGAAAAAAUUGGCACAGUUGUUAUCAAGAUUGCAGGUUUAAAAAAAAUAAUUAUGACAUGUAUACUUUGUUUUCUUCUUUAAUAAGGGAGAAUAUGUGUCAUUUAUCUAGAACAACUGAAGUUCUGCAAUUGGCCAUAGCAGUUUUGUGAUUUUGGGACUUUUGAACAAACAGCGAUUCCAAAUAAAUCCUUAAUGCUUUUUAAAAUUAGGCCAGAGUUACGAGUAAUUUAAGAGUCGUUGAAUAGAAAAUUUAGAUGGAAGCUAAACAUUCAUUAGCAUUUAUUUCCCCUUGAAUUUUGUUGGCAGUGGAUCAGUGUCCCUUUAGCCCUAAAAAGAUCUAGAAAAUUUUAAAUACAUUCUGGAAAUAUUAUAGAUCCUUAUCAUGGAACCCAAUAGGUUAUACCAAGGGUAAUUUGUGUGUAAACUGUAAAUGUAUGAUACCGGGCUAUGUAUGUUCCUCAUUCAUUGCCAAUUUAAUACCUACGUUUACCUAACUUUAAAUAAACAAAGCUGUUUUUCCUCUA